AACGAACGACAGACACCAAUAUUCUAGCGUACUCUUCCCGCGAUUCCUGAACGUCGAUCAAAGGCCGAAAGAUCCAGCGAUUAUUACGACUGGUUGCCUAUAAUUAAACAUAUCCGUGAUUGGAUUUGGCGGUAUGGGCGACGAUAAAUUACGAUUCCCCGGCAUGGAUCCCCGAGGAUUCCCGGGGACGAGGGGAACGCGACGAGCCCGAGGACAGUGGCUUCGCAAUAUCAUCGGGCUACCGUCUGGCUGGCCUUUUGCAAACGAGGUCGAGGGUCAUGUCUUCGAGACAUAAUCGUCCAUAGAGAGCGGAGUCAACAUAGGACCGUGGAUUCUCGAGCACGCGACCAUUUUUACAAUUACCAGCGAAAUUUAUUAUAAUAAUUGAGAGUUAAAUUGAUCUUAAAGUGGUGUCGAUACGCUUUCGGUUUUGGUUCCUUAUUGGAAGGAAGUUGGAACAGUGCAGAGAUUAUCGCAGAGGAUCAUGGCGACGUUCUAUCUCUUGGACAUCCUUGGAAUUUCAUUGCUGUUGCACUUGAGCUUUAGUAUAUUGCUACUGGUCAUUUUGGUGCCUUUUAUGCUACUCGUUUAUCCGGUGUUAAAAUGGUUAAGAAAGGGUUGGAUACGUUUCGUAAAAUGGAAAUAUCCAAACGUGGUCGUGGUGGAAGAGAACAACAUUCGAACGAUCCUGGAUCAAUUUCGAAAUCACGGGAUUUGUACUUUGCUGAUUCAAAGUCGCUCGAUCGCAGAAGGUAUUCGCGGCCACUUGGUACAUCUGACUACAUCCAGAAGGUUUCUUCGCGCAGGAUUAUCUACGAGAUGGGGUCUUUACGUAUGGAAGGAUCUUGAUUAUUUCUCCGUGGAUAAUCACUUGUUAAAUUCACCGUGUUCCUUCAGAGGUCGACCCAUCACAGAGUUCAACAUUCAGGACUAUGUGAGCGAUCUCACGUCGAAAUUCUUUCCAUUCGGACAACCACCGUGGCAGGUGCACGUAAUAAACUGUCUUCUUCGUGGAGAGGAGUACCAAAUCUGUCUGGUGAGGGUUCAUCAUCUGCUCCUUCAACAAGAACACCUAGCGUUGGCCGACUUCCUUCCAUUGAGAUAUUCUACCGACAGUUGGGCGUGUCAGGAAGCGGACUCUCCUUUCACGAAUCUUUACUCAGAGCCAUCGGCACUUCCCAAACUUUAUCAGAAACUCACGGAGAGCUUCAGUAAUUAUUGGAACGAAUUUUUAUACAAUAACGAUCCAAACGAGAGACCAGAAAUCCUAAAGAAGCAGAUUGGUAUUCUUCAAUGCUUGAAAAUCGCUGUCAUCGUUUUAGUUUCUUCGGUGAAAGAGAUGACAAGACAGUACAGGAAAGGAGAGGGACCCAGAUUUCUCGACAUUCUCUCUAUCUUACAGCGAGAAGCCAGUAAACGAAACGUCGGUCAUACCGUCUUUCUACACGCUCUACUAAAAUCUUUGAACCCUCUGCAAUUCUUCUACGAUGCCAUUCUAUGGUGCUGGUAUCUAGCAGUCGUUAUAACUCUGAAAACGCCGAUAUUACUUAUCCGAGAGUUACAAGCUUUGAAAUCACGUCACAAACAUUAUCAUUCGGAUACCCUGACUUCUAUGUUAUGGUGCUACGUUCCUUUAAUAUAUCAAGCCACCAUGGAAGCGGUUUCCAUCGCGUGGAUUGCUAUAAAGGCGCCGAAGACAAUUUUCGAAGAAUUAUUUCUGAAGCAUCCGCAAGCCAAUCGACUUCAAAUUACGUCUCCUUGCGGACGAAAAGUAGUUGCUUGGUCAGAGGAGAUCAAACUCGAUGUUCUUCGAAAAAUCUCGUCUAUGACAGGAGCGACAGAGGCGGAAGUUUUAUUAGCCGCUACCGUAGAUUCUCUUAAGGAAUACUUUCGUCAUUCUGGCGUUAGAAUACCGGACGAUGUGCUCGCCACUGGCAAAUUUGUCGAACAGAGGGCCAUAUUUCUACGGAAUCACCAAGCUAGAGGCACUUUGUGUCUUGCGCUUCCUACAAAAACUCCGCUAUUCGAAGAUGAUCUGGUGGAAAUCUUACAGGUUAUUCAGAAAAAUGUGCGCGAGGCAAGAGCAAAACAAAGUGCAAUGUACGCCAUAACGGCAGCUGAAGAGUCUUGCGGAUUGAUUUCCUCCUGUUUGCCGUCGUUACUGCUCAAAGUGAUGUUAAAUCAGUUAACGAGAAAGUAUUCCCUCUCCUUGACACACGUCAACGGAGAUGUGCCCGUAGAAGGCGUCGACGCUAUGAUGUAUUGGCGACCCCCUCAAGGCAACUGCAAUAUGUCGAUAACCCUACACAGGUACGGAAGCGGUGUGCGGCUAGGUGUGAUGGGCGACGCGUUAAUUGGCCCUGAACACGCCGUUAUCACGAGGACUUUCCCGAAAAGCAUGGAGAAUCUCGCGAACGUAGUUGGAGUUCCUAGAAUUCCCAGCAGAAACUCAACUCCGAGUCCAGUUAAUCCGAGCACUUCACCGGGACAUUAAAAAUGUAUGGAGGCUAUGUAGAAUAGGAAUAUGAGUAAGCACCGGAUGAUUCAGGAGCGCCAAAGGUGGGUGAUCGGGGGGUGUCACCAUGACAACCGCCAUGGUCGAUUCCAACGUCUACCAUCCGUCAGAAGAAAAUAAACAAGCGGGAUCAUGCACUGACGCGAUUCAUUUGCCAAUUAAAAUCAAUAGCGUUGAAUAUCGAUGAUAAUUCAUGACUUCUCGUGCACGCGAAGCCUGAUCGAUUUGCUCGAUUUUUAGUCAUCCGCGUUAUAUUAGAUCGUUAAUCGCUGAACGAGCAAACUCUAAGAUACAACAUUAUCGUUCCAUAAAUAUCAUAAUGUUAAUAUUUACAUUAUUAAUCUGUUAUUAUCAUACUCGUGUUGCAACACUUCCUAAGUAUUGCUUUUUGUUAUUGGUGAAUAAACAUAGUUAACUGAAAAAGUUGACGUUUUACGUAAAGUGUUUGAUAUCGAUUUGAAGAUUACCCAUCACAGAUUUUGAUAUUUGAUGCUUCGGGUAUUAAAAUCACGUUAAUGGUAGGAUGAAAAUGAUACAAUAAGGAGAGAGGGGGAGUUAAAGUUACAAUUAACUUUUUCGUAUGU
This is a messenger RNA of Bombus pyrosoma, 3099 nucleotides long. RefSeq lists its product as uncharacterized. The transcript has 8 exons. Gene Ontology annotation, biological process: triglyceride biosynthetic process. The record is from RefSeq and is a predicted model, not a curated record. Gene Ontology annotation, cellular component: plasma membrane. NCBI's taxonomy places the organism in Eukaryota, Metazoa, Arthropoda, Insecta, Hymenoptera, Apidae. The coding region runs from base 485 to 2494 and encodes 669 amino acids. Gene Ontology annotation, molecular function: diacylglycerol O-acyltransferase activity; long-chain-alcohol O-fatty-acyltransferase activity.